Messenger RNA from Drosophila santomea, 1017 nucleotides. RefSeq names its product putative sulfiredoxin (gene Srx). Gene Ontology annotation, molecular function: sulfiredoxin activity. The coding region runs from base 195 to 686 and encodes 163 amino acids. Lineage: Eukaryota; Metazoa; Arthropoda; Insecta; Diptera; Drosophilidae. Gene Ontology annotation, cellular component: cytoplasm. The record is from RefSeq and is a predicted model, not a curated record. Gene Ontology annotation, biological process: cellular response to oxidative stress. The transcript has 4 exons.
UGCCCCCCAGUCGAGAGUUCUGCAUUUUUGCCUCUGUCUUUCGGGGUGUACCAAAUACCCCUUCCCCCGCCGGCCUAUCAUUAGCAUAUGUACAUAUCUGCAGCAAAACAACAUAUAGCGGUAAACGAACCCACACAUGAGCAGCAAACAAGUUUCAACGCCGUGCGGUCUCAAAAAUCGCGCAAUUGGCCGCCAUGGAGUUCAUUAGCCAUUUCUUGCGAGAGACGAGCAGACGCACCGUAUUGGGUCCAAUCCUGCAGAGAAAUCGUAGCGAAAUCAUCCAAAAACAAUCUUUAACCAAUCGACAGGCAUUCAGCAGAUACAGAUUCACAUCCAGCUGCAGCACCAUGGACACCACAGUACACUCCGCCGGCAUUGAUGAGACCCACCUGGUGCCCAUGAGCGUCAUCCAGCGACCCAUUCCCUCCGUUCUGGACGAGCAGAAGGUGCAAUCCCUGAUGGAAACCAUUAAGUACGAAGCCAGCGAGGAGGAGGUGCCCCCCAUCGACCUGCUGUGGAUCACGGGCAGCGAGGGAGGCGACUACUACUUUAGCUUCGGAGGAUGCCACCGGUUCGAGGCGUACAAGCGGCUUCAACGGCCGACGAUCAAGGCGAAGUUGGUGAAGUCCACCCUGGGCGAUUUAUAUCACUACAUGGGCUCCAGUGCACCCAAGUACCUGGCCUGAUCUUUGGGCAUUUGUUUGUUGUUGUUCAUUUGUUGUUGAUAAGGAAGUCGUGAUCAAAGCAAUAAGAAUAGCUUUAUUCUUUGUUGUUUGUGUUACUUUCUUUUUCUUUUCUUUUCAUUUUUUUUUUUUUUUUGGCAAUCGUUAAAUUUGCGUAUAUACUGCGCUUAUCGCUGGACUCUAAAUUUGUUUACCUAAUCUGCCACUGAUACAUAGUAAUAUAAUUCUAAAUACAAUGAAGCAGAAGCUAAAACAGGCUCGGAUUCCUGUUUGCAUUCUGCGUGUUUUUUACGUGCCUUAUAAUAAAUAAUUUUAUCAUUUUUUAUGGAACCCA